This is a messenger RNA of Syngnathus acus (greater pipefish), 6319 nucleotides long. RefSeq names its product phosphodiesterase 4A, cAMP-specific (gene pde4a). Gene Ontology annotation, molecular function: 3',5'-cyclic-AMP phosphodiesterase activity. Gene Ontology annotation, biological process: signal transduction. Bases 945 to 3191 code for a protein of 748 amino acids. Gene Ontology annotation, cellular component: perinuclear region of cytoplasm; nucleus; cytosol. NCBI's taxonomy places the organism in Eukaryota, Metazoa, Chordata, Actinopteri, Syngnathiformes, Syngnathidae. The record is from RefSeq and is a predicted model, not a curated record. The transcript has 15 exons.
UUUCUCAGACGUCAUCGCCGAAUUAGUCUCGCUUGACCUGCUUGCACCUUGCUCGAAAAAGCUAUUUCAUGGUCUAAUUGUUGCUGGUAGGGAUGAUGAAGAUGAAGUCGUGUUCUUAUCUAAAGGCCACGCAAAUUGUUGCUUUCUUGCAAGGAUGUUGGUGUCAAAACACUCAAGUGUUUUGGGCACAUAGCCCCUCUCCUCCCCCCCCUCCCUUCCCCUACCACGACCUUUAGUAGAACGUGUAAACACCGGGGCAAGAGGGUCGUGAGUCAACUGUUGCCUUCCAAAACUUGCUCUUUUUAUUUAUUUUUUUAGCUCUCCCUGGGUGGUUCCCUAUCUUGCAAAUCCUCAUUGCACACAGACAGAGAGUGUUGUUGUGUUGCCUGUGGUCUCUUACUGAUCAGCUUUCCUGUUGCUGCAGAGCAACUGUGAGCUGUGAGAUAAGGACAUUGAGAGCACAUGCUCGCGCAGCCCAGAGGGAAAGGAGGUGAAGAGUGAGGGAGGGAGGGAGGGAGGGAGGGCAGACAACCCGAGUCACAGAGAUAUUCAUUUGAAGGGCGUGAAGUUGAUUAAUUAGAAGAAAUAAGAAAGGGAGGGCUGCGCUCUGGUCGAGGGCUGCUCGAAUGGAAGUGUGUGAGGCGAUGUCUUCGCCAGACCUGAAAGAACCCCGGCGCAUGCACGGAUUAAGGAGACCUGCAUAAAUCUCGAGAAUCAGGUCGAGGGGGGAGUGGAAGGAUUUGAAGCAUCCGAGGCCUGAGGAUCCGAGAGCGGGAUAUGCAUGUUGAUGCACUUUGACUCAGCUGGCAUGCGGGCGAGCGGGACCAAAGGGAGGAUCGGGGCCUUGUUAUUUGAUCCGCCGCUCGAGUCCAAGUCGAGGCUAGGUAGUCGGGGGCGCUCGCGCGAGACGGGACGGACAUUUUGAAGCGGAGCCUCGGGCGGCGAUGACUCAGAAGAAACUGACGCGACAGCUGACGUUAUGGGACGGUCCGGAGGGGCCACCUCCGGCCGACUCGAUCACCUCGCCCAUGUCGCCGGGCGAGCAAUCCCGCGGACCCACAGGAUCCACCUUGUUCCGCCGACUGAAACUGAACCGAAGCAUUCAGGAGCGCAGACGUUUAUCUCAGAGUCACUGCAGCUUCGAUUCAGAGAAUGGCCCGUCGCCGGGACGAAGUCCGAUGGAUUCGCAGGCGAGUCCUGGCUUGGUGCUGCACCCUUCUUUCCCUCAGAGCCAACGCAGGGAGUCCUUCCUGUACCGCUCCGACUCCGACUACGACACAUCCCCCAAAACUAUGUCACGCAACUCCUCCAUUAACAGUGAGGGGCAUGCUGAAGACAUGAUCGUCACCCCUUUCGCUCAGGUGUUGGCCAGCCUCCGAUCUGUAAGAAGCAACUUCACCAUCCUCGCCAAUGUCACCACACCAACUAACAAGAGGUCGCCCGUCACAAGUCAACCGACCGUUCCCCAAGCAACCCUUUCUGAGGAGACAUACCAGCAGAUGGCCCGGGAAACACUGGAAGAGUUGGACUGGUGUCUGGACCAGCUGGAGACCAUUCAGACCCACCGCUCCGUCAGCGAGAUGGCCUCCAACAAGUUCAAGAGGAUGCUGAACAGAGAGUUGUCCCACUUGUCCGAGAUGAGUCGCUCAGGGAACCAGGUGUCCGAAUACAUCUCCACGACCUUUCUAGAUAAGCAGAACGAGGUGGAGAUCCCAUCCCCGACUUUGAGGGAGCGGGACAAGCCCAUGUGUCACAUCAGCGGCGUGAAGAAACUCACGCACAGUUCCAGCCUUUCAAACUCCACCUUGCCUCGCUUUGGCGUCAAGACUGAACAUGAGGAUGCGUUAGCCAGAGAGCUGAAUGACUUGAACAAGUGGGGCCUUAAUAUCUUUCGUGUGGCAGAGUUCUCGAACAACAGACCCCUGAGCUGUAUUAUGUUUGCCAUCUUCCAGGAGCGAGAUCUACUGAAGACUUUUCGCAUCCCAGUGGAUACGUUUGUCACCUACGUGAUGACGCUGGAGGACCAUUACCAUGCCAACGUGGCCUACCACAACAGCCUCCACGCCGCAGAUGUCACUCAGUCCACACACGUACUGCUGUCUACGCCGGCUCUAGAUGCUGUGUUCACUGAUCUAGAGGUCUUGGCCGCGUUAUUUGCGGCCGCCAUCCACGAUGUCGACCAUCCGGGAGUGUCCAACCAGUUCCUCAUAAAUACCAACUCGGAACUUGCACUGAUGUACAACGACGAGUCGGUUCUGGAAAACCACCACCUGGCUGUGGGCUUCAAGCUGCUCCACGAGGACAACUGUGACAUCUUCCAGAACCUUAGCAAGAGGCAGAGACAGAGCCUGAGGAAACUUGUCAUUGAUAUGGUUUUAGCAACAGAUAUGUCCAAACACAUGAGCCUGCUGGCAGACCUCAAGACGAUGGUGGAAACCAAGAAAGUGACAAGCUCGGGUGUUCUGUUGCUGGACCACUACACCGAUCGGAUACAGGUCUUGAGGAACAUGGUGCACUGCGCCGACCUGAGCAAUCCCACCAAGCCUCUGGCAGUGUACCGACAAUGGACGGAGAGAAUCAUGGAGGAGUUCUUCAGGCAAGGUGACAAGGAGAGGGAACGAGGGAUGGAGAUCAGCCCCAUGUGUGACAAGCACACCGCCUCGGUGGAAAAGAGUCAGGUUGGCUUUAUCGACUACAUCGUCCAUCCUCUGUGGGAGACCUGGGGGGACCUGGUGCACCCCGACGCCCAGGACAUCUUGGACACUCUGGAGGACAACAGGGACUGGUACCAGAGUACCAUCCCACAGAGCCCGUCGCCUCCUCCCGUGUGCCAGGACAAGGAGCUCAACGCCUGCGCGGACAAGUUCCAGUUCGAGCUCACCCUCGACGACGGUUCUCAGGCCGAGUGCGACGAGUGCGAGGCCGCGGCGUGCCCAAACCACGUGGAGCGAGACGGCGACAAAGGGGACGAGGGGGAGGACGUCCUGGCGGAAGAAGAGGAGGAAGAGGAGGAGAACGAGGACAUCAUCGAGGAGGAGGAGGACGACGAGGAGGUGGCGAUGGAGCAGGAGGAGGAGCAGGGCGAGGAGCAGAAAGGCGAGCCGGAGACCGAGUCCAAGAAGGAGAGACUUUCCGACACCAGUCCUGUAGAGGAAGAGGAGGAUUCUUCUUCGCAAGCCGACGAUACAUGAGUGCGGGCGGCUCUUGCGUCUCGGAGCCCUCCUCACUUGCACAUGUGAUCUGUUUUCAUCCUUUCACGAGGCCAAAAACCGAGAACAUUAAUAAUAAGAACCGCAGUGACUAAACAGACCUUUAAAUCUAUUUUUCAAAAAAAGGGAAUCAAGAGGAGUUCAUCACACAGCAACUGUAGAUGCAAAGUAGUGAGCGUUGGACAACAUGGUGUAGCACUCUGGGACGGGAAUGCACACAGAUAAACACACACUCGUUUUGAAUGCGGUGUGCGCACGCGCGCAUAUAUGCAGAAUAAUUUAGCAUCGCAGCCCCCCCCCCUCCCUCCCCCCUGGGCUGCUGUUUUCCUGCAAACACACACUUGACUGUAUGUUUGUAUGUGUGCAUUUACACAAGGGAUCGCUAACAAUGAUUCGUUUCUUGUUUUGUUUUGUUUUGGAAAAAGCCAUCUCUCAAUGGAGUGUUUAGUCCCUUUUAGCGAUUCAUGUUCAGUAGAAUCCCAACAGGAACUGUUCUCCUCAGCAAAGCGAGCAACUUUAAUUUUUAUUUUCCAUUUCUGUCGGAAAAGAAAAAUGAAGAAGUUGGACGUCACUGGGGGAAAUAUGGAUGUCCGGGCGCCCCGGGUCCCGUGCCCCUUUACGAGAAGAUGGCUCUGUGCCUUUCUGACUCACCGGCCUCCAGAAUGGAGAGCAGUGGUGAAGCAAUGCAUUGUGGGACAAGAGUGCGCGCGUGUGCUUUUUUUUGUUCUCACUUUUGAUUGUCCCCUUCGUGGAAGCUACUGUCCAUGCUUUUGUGGUGUGUCUGUGGUGACAUGUUUUCAGCUGUCAAGUCUUCCUUUGUUGCUCUUCUGCUGGUAUAACAGAGCAAUCAUAAUUACCAAACCCCCCCUCCCGCCAACUCUUAUUUCUUUCCUACUAUAUAUAAGCCAUGCGAUGCUUCGGUGCAUACGUUUUUGCCUUUAUUUUCUAUUUAACAGUGUGAGGAAGAUUGGAUUAUUAUGCCAUCAGCGGAUCAAUUUUGCGCCGCGCCCGCUCGCACUGUGUUCAAGUCCUCAUACAAUGAUCACCAAAGUUGACGAGUAAAGAUUAUGGGAAAAGGAAUUCAGGAAUGUUGGUCUGGAAAUCCCUUGUAGUUUUAUUUUGAUGUCAAACCACUUCACGUACACGCCCACUUAUUCAUUAGGGAGUCAAGCUAAUUCCAUAGAGGUGGUCACUGCUAAAAGGUCGAUUGUCCUUAUUAUGUUUUUUUGCCUUAAUGUCGGAAGCAGGAUUUAUAGUUGCCGCGAUACGUAGAGGAGGAAAUACAUCCUACUAUAGUUUUGUCUAUGUACUUGUUUGUUUCAAUACAUUGGUCAGUUAUUUACAGUAUGUUGUGGCUGUGCUCUGACCAACACGAAGAAUGUUUUUGUUGUUGAAAUCACUACCUUGCAGCUAUCACGUAGAUGGAAUCAUUGUGUUGUGUAUUAGUGAGCGUUUAAGCGGGGUACAUAUAUUUUGAUAAUUGGGCUGAACUGAGCCUGUCCCCCCCCACACACACAAUAAAAAUGACAAGUUAGCCUCCGCAUUGCAGUUGCCAUAGAAGCUAACCAUUAGCUUAGCUUCUUCUGUUUAUUUCUUCUUUGUAUUUUCCCGUCACGUGUGGAUGUCUCUGACGUUUUAAUAAUUAGUCAGCCCGUUUGUACCCUGCUUUUGAAUGACUUAAUCAUGGUUGCGCGACAGUUUGAGAAAAUAAGGCCUAAAAUGAUGUUCAAUGUAUCGUUGCCCACUUUUUUUUUUUUUUUUUUUUAAAAAACGUUUUCACAGGGUAAAAAGCAAAAGAUGGUGAAAGGUGGCGAGAGAGCAGAUUCUGCAGGUCAGAAACUAAGCUCUUUCUUCUGUGUGAGUGUAACCACGGGAAUAUGGAGAAACAAGCAUUAACACGACAUUCCCAUACAGUAUGCACUGGCCUGUUCACUUUCAGUAAAAUUAAUAAUUUUCUUUGGGUGGCUUCUUCUUGUGAUGUCAUAUAGCUAUAAAAAAAAAGUUACUAUUUAAUUGCCAUACAAACACAAUACUGUAGCAAAUUGUUUCUUAUUAAUAAGAUUAUUCAGUGGAUUGAUUGCUGCCAUUCUUUUUCAAAAUGACGAAAAAGAAAACCGCGGGAAGUCUGUUUUCUUUGAACAGUUUGUGUACAGUUUAUUUUUAUAUCAUUCCGGUGGCUGGUGAGAGGGGCAAAAUAAAAAGAAGAAUCACAUAGGUGUAAGCAUAAUCACUCUUGUAUAUAAUGUAUAUUGCAUUGUAAAUGAUUGAACAAUACAAACACACUGCAGGCCACAACCUUCACCUCUUCAGUAUGUUCUUGUUUGCCUGUACCGUCACCUCUUUGUUGUUCAAAUAUACGUGUACCAGCACUUUAUUUCACCAGGCUCGGAGGCAGAGUUUCAAGUUGUGUGUGUGUGUGUGGUGUGUGAGUGUGUGGUCUGAGCUGGGUGGGGGUUUCACCAUUAAUUCUGCUAUUCUAAUGGGCCAAAUCACAAACCCUCAAUGUAGAGUCAAAACGCUUAUCCACCCGCCGCGUGAGAAUUAAUUAAUUUGACAUGUAAAGUCAAAACUUGAGCGGCUAUAUUGUAGUCACACAAUAUGUGACGCGUAUACAGAUAAUAAGUGUGUCCUUAUCUAUUUUGACCAUUCGUUUCUAGCACUAUCACCUCCUCUUGUUUCUUAGUAACUUUAACUAAUAGCCUGCUUGUCAGGUUGGAGUGAUGCAGACUGACUCGCUCUAAAGAGUAUUUUUGUUAGCUUUAAUUCACGUGUGUGACUGUGUGCGACUGUGUUUGUGUGUGUGUGUUUUCACUAAAGGGGUAGAAAUUAUACAAGGGGGUAAAGAUAACACGAAAUGAUUGUAAUAUUUGUAAAUUAUCUCGCUGUAACAUGCAAAAUGUGUCCAGUUAUUUUUUAUCUUUAUGAAAGUUUUUUUUUCCUCUUAAAAGAGCCGAGGUGUCAUUUUGUGAAUAAACACAUUUAUUAAGCAAAUACCUAUAUAUAAAUAAAAAAAUGACAGUAUAUCAGUAUAUAUUUUUUUUUAUUUCACUGUCCAGUACUGUAAAGUGUGUUAGAAAUACAAUAAAGGUCGAUUUUUAUAUUACAUGGUA